AUGAUGUCCCAAGUCCACGCGGAGUGGGGUGUUGGCCUGGCGGUCGCCGCCGGGCCGUACCGCGUGCCUGAUCACCCACAUUGGGUGGGCGACACGGACGGUUUGGUGGCGACGUGUCGCUCAACCAGUGCAGUGACGCUCAAACUCACUAGUGACUCUCACUCUCAACCAGUGACACUCAACGUUCACAGUGACACUCAACACUCAACAACUUUCUAUCUGCCUCAUCAUGGUGUUUUGAAACCAGACAGCACGACUACGAAGCUGAGAGUUGUCUUCAAUGGCUCAAGCUCAACAUCUUCUGGAUAUUCUCUCAACGACAUCAUGCACACUGGUGAAAACCUACUGCUCAACAUCGCUGACGUGCUCCUAUGGAUUCGUCAGCACAGAUACACAUUCUCAACCGAUAUUACCAAAAUGUAUCGGCAAAUCAGAGUGCAUGAAGACGACUGGGAUCUGCAAAGAAUAUUGUGGGUGGAUAAGGACCUGCAAGAGACUCAAUUUCAGCUCACUACGGUCACCUACGGUACCAAGGCAGCACCGUAUCUUGCGGUCAGAACAUUGCUGCAAUUAGCUGAGGAUGAAGGUCAUCAUUAUCCUCUGGCCGUACCAUCGAUCACUCAUGCCAGAUAUGUCGACGACAUCUUUGGAGGAGCAGAUUCACCAGAAGAUCUCAAGAAACUCGCUCAUCAGCUUCAAGGUCUGUGCAACGCGGGCGGUUUCCCACUUGCUAAGUGGCAUUCAAACUGCCCCGCGCUACUCGAAGCCAUCUCACCUGAAGCUCAUGCUCAAGGCUCAUCACUCUCAUUGGACGACUGCAAAACCAAAAUACUCGGAAUGCAAUGGAAUUUUCUCAAGGAUACAUUUACAUUCUCAUCGAAGGAGGACUCAUUCUCACCCCCAACCAAGAUAAGUAAACGCCUCAUACUAUCUCAAGUAGCACAGAUAUUUGAUCCACUUGGUUUCCUCUCACCGGUCAUAAUUCGCUGUAAGAUUUUAUUGCAAGAAUUAUGGCUGCACAAACUCAACUGGGAUGAAUCACUACCAUCCCACAUCACAGCACGAUGGCUCAUCCUCAGAGAAGAUCUCACAAGUCUGGCCAGACUCUCAAUUCCACGCUGGUUCAACACCUGUCAAGACUCAGUGGUGGAAAUACACGGUUUCUCUGAUGCAUCUCAGCUCGCCAUGGCAGCCGUGAUCUACAUCACGGUCUUCUCACCGUCCACAAAUCUCAAGGUGACGUCACAGGUGUGCGCCAAGACGAAGGUCGCACCUCUCAAGAAACUCACUAUCCCGAGACUGGAGCUCACAGCAGCUCUUAUGCUUGCAAGGCUGGCAAGCUAUGUUCAAGCGAAGCUCAAUCUCAACAUUGCUACAACUCACUUGUGGACGGAUUCUCAAGUCACACUCAUAUGGAUCAAAUCUCACGCAUCACGCUGGAAGGAUUAUGUGAGAAACAGAGUAUUGGCGAUACAAGAACUCACACCUGAGGCACAUUGGGGGUAUGUGUCUGGAACAUCGAAUCCAGCUGACUGCGCAUCACGAGGCCUUUCAACUGCUCAGCUUGAACAUCAUCAGCUAUGGUGGACGGGACCACCAUGGUUUACUCAACCCCAGGACUCAUGGCCAUCACAACCGAAGCUCAAGGACGCCUCAUGUGCACUAGAAGCGCGUCCAAGUAUUCCUACUGCGCUCAUCUCCCAAAAGAUCGAGUAUCAGUGGGAUCUCAUUCACAAAUACUCAACGCUCAAGAAACUUCUCACCAUCACUGCUAUUUGUUUCAGAUUUAUAGCAAAAUUAAAAGGGGUCCACUGCUCACCAGCCUAUACCUCACAUUUGCCGAGUGAUCUGGAAGAUGCUCAGAAAUUCUGGAUCAGGGCAACUCAGACCAUCUACUUCGCUCAUGAAAUGAAGAUGCUCACCUCACACUCAUCGCUGCCUUCAUCUCAUGCCUUCAGUCACCUGACUGCCUUCAUUGAUGAUAAGGGAAUCAUCAGAAUCACGCUCACAAACAAACUCUUCAUGGUGGAACUCAACUCACACUCGCCUACAUUCGACAAACCUACUGGAUCAUCGGAGGAAGAGCUCCAGUCAAGGCUCAUAUUCUGCGGUGUUUGA
Molecule: messenger RNA, 2118 nt
Organism: Colletes gigas
Lineage: Eukaryota; Metazoa; Arthropoda; Insecta; Hymenoptera; Colletidae
Exons: 3
Coding region: 1-2118 (705 amino acids)
Source: RefSeq, a predicted model, not a curated record